CAAAUCCCAUUUUUCAUGGGCACAAGAGACCCACAUUUACACUAUCAACAAUUAAAAACAGAAAAAAACUACAUACCUCUUCCCUCUUUCUCUGUCCGACCGUUAAAAUUUAGUUUCCUUAUCUAAAAGUCAGUUUCUCCGUCUAACACAGGUCUCUUCUCUCAUCUCAUCCAUGGAGACCAUUCAAUCAUCAAGCUUCCCAAUUUUCCGCACCAACCCAGUUUUCCUCACCCCCAGGCCUCUCAGACCCUCCAAGGUUUCCAUCAAACCUCCACCGCCGGACUUUGAUUUCAGGUCAGAAAUUUCGGUGGACUCAAGAGCCAUAAUAGCCAGAACUCACCCUGAACUGCUUGAUUUGGCUGAGAAUGGGAGCUUGUUCUUGAUCGAGAAGAGCCAGUUCGGUCCCGUCCCAGCAUGGAGGGCAGAGUUCGUCGAGCCGGAGGCCAUCUGGUUGGUCGGAACCAAUCAUAUUUCUCAAGACUCUGCAGUGGAGGUCGAACGCGUGGUCCGGGCAGUGAAGCCGGAUAAUGUGGUGGUGGAGCUAUGUAGAAGCAGAGCUGGGAUUAUGUAUGCUGAUGCCUCCAUGGAUGGUGAGGCAGGAGGCCAACAAUUAAGGUCUAAUAUGUUCUCUCUGAGUGGAACUGGGUUUUUCGGGGCCGUAGGUCGAAGCAUAAACUUGGGGGGUCAAACUGCUCUAGCGUUACGAGUACUGUUGGCUGUUUUCUCAUCAAAGAUUUCAUCCGACACCAAUCGUCCUUUCGGUGAUGAGUUUCGAUCUGCUCGAAAAGCCUCUGAAGAAGUUGGUGCUCAAAUUGUGUUGGGGGAUCGUCCAAUUGAAAUUACCGUAUGCGCAAAUCGAAACCCUACUCUUGAAAGGGCUUGGAAUUCUCUGACUUGGAGUGAGAAACUGAGCUUAGUGAGCUCUGUUGUUCGUGGGAUAACAUCACAGUCCGAUAUGUCGAAGAAGAAUCUCAAUGAUGAAUUAGACAGGGAAUCAAGUACAAGUGAUAGCACAUUUCAGCUUUAUAAGCAGCUAAGUUCUUCAUAUCCUUCACUCCUACAACCUCUUAUACAUGAGCGAGACACUUACCUUGCAUGGUCUUUAAAGAGGAGCAAAGCUGUGAAUAAGAGUAAGAGAGUAGUUGGGGUUAUUGGAAAGGGACACAUGAAUGGUGUGAUUUAUGCCUUACUGGCUGACCUGGGAGACCUAAGGUUUAGGGACCUUGUAGGACAGAGGCCUACAGGUACUACUGAUGCUUCUUCUAAUGGUUGGAUUGUGAAGUUGGUCCAGGACUUGAUUAGAGAUACUGUUAUUGCCGCCCUCCUGUGGGCAUUGUAUGAGCAGUUCAUAAAAGGUGGGUUAGAGUGUCCAUUUUGAUUUGAAAUCCCAAAUGGCUGAAAAAGAAAAAAUUUGAUCUUUGUUUUGUAUAUAGAUUUGGAAUCUGCUCGGCUCCUUUCUAUUUAAGGACUCAUUCUUCCUUA
Molecule: messenger RNA, 1482 nt
Organism: Pyrus x bretschneideri (Chinese white pear)
Lineage: Eukaryota; Viridiplantae; Streptophyta; Magnoliopsida; Rosales; Rosaceae
Product: traB domain-containing protein
Exons: 7
Coding region: 173-1378 (401 amino acids)
Source: RefSeq, a predicted model, not a curated record